This is a messenger RNA of Toxoplasma gondii ME49, 559 nucleotides long. RefSeq lists its product as hypothetical. The record is from RefSeq and is a predicted model, not a curated record. The coding region runs from base 140 to 559 and encodes 139 amino acids. NCBI's taxonomy places the organism in Eukaryota, Apicomplexa, Conoidasida, Eucoccidiorida, Sarcocystidae. The transcript has a single exon.
UUUUUCUCUCGCAGAGACGCACGCUCUGAGGUGUACAGACACCGAGCGCAUCUCGCCACGCGCCGAAAAAGCAGUCGUCUUUUUUGUCGCGCUUCGGGAGGAAAGACGCUGGGGGAGAAGGCGGAUUUCGCUCCGACGCAUGACUGUCUUUGUCUCGGUGGUGCGGUUCCUUCUCCGUGAAACUUCUCUUCUUCUGUCUGGCGGCGAGAGAGAGGCGUUGUUUCUCUUCAGGGCCGCAGAGGCGGCUCGCCUUCGCAGCGGAUGGUCCUCUCGCAGUUUUCCCCCUUCGUCCGUCACACUUGCAUGCACGAACUUCCAUUUGAAAGAAAACGCCGCGAAGGCGAGCUCCACGCAGAAAAAACCAUCAAGAGCAGUGGCGACCGCCUUUCGCGAGACGAACGCGGCGUCCUGGACUUCCGUCCUCUCUCUCUGCGAAAGCGGAAGCAGGAAGAAAGACACUCGAAGAAGUUGUCUCCCCUGCCGAGGCGACCUCGCUCUCGCCCACACGCGCGCAGGGGUGUACAGACGCCUGCUGGGAGGGCCUCCCACUGGAACCUGA